Scatophagus argus is the source of this 1102-nucleotide messenger RNA. RefSeq lists its product as uncharacterized. The coding region runs from base 138 to 848 and encodes 236 amino acids. The record is from RefSeq and is a predicted model, not a curated record. The transcript has 5 exons. Lineage: Eukaryota; Metazoa; Chordata; Actinopteri; Scatophagidae.
AUUGGAUUGUGAAUGUCACAUGACUUAAGUGGUGUUAAAUAUGCGUAUGAAGCAUACCAUAAACAACAACUCACCACUUCCUCUUCUUUGCACAAAUACACACACAAAAAAAUGUGAGUUUCCACUCUGACUGUCUGAUGGUCAUCAUGUUUCAUCUAAACCAAGCAGCUCUGCUCUCCACUCAGCUGUUACUGAUGCACCAACUUGUUGCAGUGUUAGACAAUGGUCCAGUUUCCCGCAGGAGUAUGCAGGUGUCCAGUGGAAAGUCUGUCACACUCACCUGCAACGCAUCCAUGGCAAAUAUAAUGCAAAUAAACUGGACCAAAGGCAGCAGCUCUCUUUUUGCUCAUGUGAUCUUUAAGAAUCAGACUUUUUCAAAUUUGACCUCUCACAGACUGAGAGUAGACUCAAACUUCCCUUUAAACCUGCACAUUUCUAAUGUUCAGCAUAAUGACACAGGACUCUAUAGAUGUACUGCAAAUAGUGUAAAUACUGUAACUACUACUGAGUGGAAUUUAACAGUGUCUGAGGAACUUGAAGCAGCAGUCUGGUCACCGUGGUAUUUUCCAUACAUACUCACAUGUGUACUUGGAUUUCUUCUGUAUUGCAUCACUUCAGCUGUCUGCCUCUGCAGGAAAAUCCAGACCAAGACCCCAGAGCAGGAUUUAGUCAGUGGCAAUGACUGUCGGACCCUGACUUACGUCCUGUUUCAUGUCCAGCAGGAAGGAAAGGUGGCUCCUGAUCAGCCCCAAAGUUGUGUAGAAAACAGGAUGAAUCUCAAGCAGAGGCUCAGCUCUGCUUUAGGCCUGACAAGCGUGACGUUUAGCUUAAAGCUGAAUGAGGAAUAGGAGAUGUGUCAGACAGGAAGUACAAAACAAGCCAUGUUUGAUGAUGAAUGAUGAUAUGAAAGUUGAUUAUUAUGUAUUUUCCAGAUGGUCAUACUAACUUAAAUGAAGUAAGCAAACAAAAAUUGGGUCACUUUUGAUAGCAAAUUGGGCCAUUUUGGAACAUUUUUUUAUGUAGAGCAUAAAAAUCUUGAAAAGAAAAUUUACAUCUACAGCUGACGUCCGAUGCAUCUACAUUACAGUCUUUCAAAAUUCCA